Zea mays is the source of this 1495-nucleotide messenger RNA. Its product is annotated as branched silkless 1. NCBI's taxonomy places the organism in Eukaryota, Viridiplantae, Streptophyta, Magnoliopsida, Poales, Poaceae. The transcript has a single exon. Bases 122 to 1069 code for a protein of 315 amino acids. Gene Ontology annotation, molecular function: DNA binding; DNA-binding transcription factor activity. Gene Ontology annotation, biological process: regulation of DNA-templated transcription. The record is from RefSeq and is marked validated.
GACCACUACAACUACACUACUCCAAAACGACCCUCAAGCAGGCAGGCCACCCAGCACUCAGGCUAGAUAGCUCAUCACAGCCACAGCAGCUAGACCCUAGUAGCUCACUCGCGCUCGUGCCAUGAUGAAUACCCGAGCCUGUGGCAGCGGCAGUGGCGGCAGGAACGACCAGACCAUGAUGGGCUUCUCCGAGCAUCCGAAGCCGGCGGCGUCGGGGCAGGCGCAGCCGUCCCCGCCGUCGUCGCCGAGCGAGCGUCCGCCAGCAGGCCGCGGGCGCCGGCGCGCGCAGGAGCCCGGGCGGUUCCUCGGCGUGCGGCGCCGGCCGUGGGGCCGGUACGCGGCGGAGAUACGCGACCCCACGACCAAGGAGCGGCAUUGGCUGGGCACGUUCGACACCGCGCAGGAGGCGGCGCUCGCCUACGACCGCGCGGCGCUGUCCAUGAAGGGCGCGCAGGCGCGCACCAACUUCGUCUACACGCACGCCGCGUACAACUACCCGCCCUUCCUGGCGCCGUUCCACCACCCGUCGUCGGUGCAGCAGCAGCAUUACGGCGCCGCGCCGCACGUUGGCUCGUACGGCCACCACCACUACCACCACCAGGGCUCGUCAGCAGCUGUCGUCGGCGCGUCCUCGGGCGAGUGCUCGUCGGCGUUGCCGCCCGUGGAGCGCGCCGACGGCACGCUGCUGCUGGACCGCGGCGGCGGCGGCGGGCACCACCACCACCACCACCACCACCCCGAGUUCCUGUUCGCGAGCGCGGACGACAACUCCGGGUACCUGAGCAGCGUGGUCCCAGAGAGCUGCCUCCGGCCGCGGAGCAGCGCGGCGGCGGUGGAGGACCUGCGGCGGUACUCGGACGCGGACGCCUACGGGAUGGGCGUGGGGCUCCGGGAGGACGUGGACGACCUCGCGCAGAUGGUGGCCGGGUUCUGGGGCGGCGGCGCCGGCGACGCGGACCAGCUGUGCGGCGGAGGGUUCCCGUCGGGCGGAGCCGGGGACAGCAUGGCCGUGGCGUCGUCGCAGGGGUCGUCCGACGGCUACUCGCCCUUCAGCUUCCUCUCCCACUGAUGACAAAUGAGCUAGCUGCCGCGCGCGCAUGGAUUGCAUUGCAUCUGCUGCGCACGUAAUGUAGAUCGAUCGAUCGAUCGAUCACCAGUUAGCCUAGCUAGCUAGUUUGCUUAUCAUGCAUGGUGAUCGAUCGGUCCUGAUCAUCGGUUCUUCCGAUCCCUGCUGUUUAAUUCCUUUCGAGAGAGUACGUUGGGUCGACCAGUGUGAGAGUGAGCAGUAUAGUAGUGUUAGCAUUUAGCAUCAGAAGUAGAGGGAGGAGCGAUCGAGAGAGAAGAAGAGAGAGUACGUAGCUGCGUGCCCUAGCUUCUUCAUGUGUACUCCGUCUUCGUUCUAGUACGUCCUACAAGACCUACGUACUCUCGAUCUGUAGCUUUAACCAUCCAACUUUAUUAUUAAGAUCAUCAACUCGGUCGAACGCUUGCUCUU